Messenger RNA from Wyeomyia smithii (pitcher-plant mosquito), 5474 nucleotides. RefSeq names its product transcription factor GAGA. The record is from RefSeq and is a predicted model, not a curated record. Gene Ontology annotation, molecular function: protein binding. Lineage: Eukaryota; Metazoa; Arthropoda; Insecta; Diptera; Culicidae. Bases 1130 to 2593 code for a protein of 487 amino acids. The transcript is spliced from 7 exons. Gene Ontology annotation, cellular component: nucleus. Gene Ontology annotation, biological process: regulation of transcription by RNA polymerase II.
UCGUCGCCAUUAUUACGGUUUUUGAGGAAGGAAGGCAGCUUUCUCGAAAUAGCGCUCUUCGCGUUUUGUUUCGGCCAUCGCAGCUACAGACUAGGCAGCAGCCAACUCCUGAGCAUAAAAUUCAGCGCAAGAGCAUAGCUGAGUCGAAAGAUCAGCAGCAGUGAAGGGCUCUUUGAUCCCGUGUGUGUUUCACCAAAAAAAAACCUGGAAAGAGAAAACAAUUUGUCGCCGUCCGCGCGAGCAAACGCGAGUCGAUUUCGAGUGUUGUUUGUUGGCGGUACGCUUCUCGGAGAAAAAGUGAAAAUCGGUCAUUUUUCGGAUACAAAUUUGUUGAAAACCCUCCCUAAUCCGCAAGUUUCGGCGGAAACUGGGCCCGUAAUUGAUUGGUAAUAGUGCGAAGUGGAAUUUUCCGGUGAUUUUUCCAAUUUUCGAUAUAUUUUAGAGGGUAAAAGUGAGGAAGUAAUUCCUCCUUCAAACUCCAUUAGACUUUGCUGCUGUGGCCCUCUUUUGCUGACGGCCGUCGUUGUGGAGAGACAUCUUGGGAAAGUGUAAAAAAAGAAACAGAAAAAGUGCUCCGUGUCGCAGAGUAAAAAGAGCUUCCAAGAGUUAGCUCAUUUUCGAAGUCAUUUGCUCCCGGAGACCCCUGGAGCAGAACAAGGAAUCCGCAAAGAGUGCAAAUAAACCUGCUUGGAUGUUUGUUGGAUUCGUGGUUUCGUGAUUAGGUAGCGAAAAAACGCUUAAAAUUUUCAUAAAAAUUUUUUCCUUCGAGCAAGAGUGAGAGGCGUGAGUAUCGUAGUGGUUGUGCGAGCAGAAACGACGGUCGUAUAGAGAUUCUCUGUGCACGAGACGCAAGGGAAGCAGAGAAGAAACAAGAGCGUUGGGCAACACUGAUCAGCAGCAUUUUUCGGUAGAAACCAAACGACUAAGCAGUGAAUAUAAUAUUACAGCAAACAAUAUAGAAGCGGAGAAUAUUUUAAUUCAAGUGAAACUACACACCGAAUACGGCGGGUGUGUGUAAGGUGGAUAAAGGCCCAACCGAUAGUUGAAGGAAAAUCCAGUGAUUACUGAAUAGAACAAAAAGACAACAGAGAAUCUAGUGAUACGGUAGAAGGGGUAAAAAACUUCGAAAAUGUCACUUCCGAUAAACUCUCUCUACUCACUAACGUGGGGUGAUUACGGGACGUCGUUAGUAUCCGCUGUACAAUUGCUUCGAUGCCAUGGGGAUCUCGUGGACGUCACAUUAGCCGCUGGUGGUCGGAGCUUCCCAGCGCAUAAAAUCGUGCUGUGUGCUGCCAGCCCGUUUCUACUGGAUUUACUAAAGAACACACCAUGCAAGCAUCCAGUUGUUAUGUUGGCCGGUGUCAAUGCCAACGAUCUGGAAGCGCUGCUCGAGUUCGUCUACCGCGGGGAGGUGAGUGUUGACCACUCGCAACUACCCUCGCUGCUGCAAGCGGCGCACUGUCUAAACAUCCAGGGGCUGGCACCGCAAACCGUGUCACACAAAGAUGACAACACAACGUACACCACAUCGAUCCAGUUACAUCCGACACUGGUACCGCAAAAUCACGCCGUUAAGGCAGUCAUCGACGUCGGAAACAACGUUUGCACGGAAGAUCUCAUCACUACACUGACUCCCACCCAGACUGUUCAGGCUCAAGUUAUCGAAACAAUCACCCCGGAACAAAUGAGCGAUGAAGUUACUAAGGAUGUCAUCAGUCAGUUUUUGCCCACCCGCAAGCGCAAGCAACGCACGAAGAAACCAUCCCAAUCGGGUGGACAGAAUGUUACCGGAGUACAGGCAACGGCUACCGUCACGGCUGGAGGAACUAACGCUGCUAAGGUCUUGAAAACUGAUGAGGAAGGAACCAUCCAAACUAUCAUCGUAAACAGUGCAGAAGAAGCGGCCAACGUUGUGAAGGAUAUAAAGAAGGAAGCUACUGCUGACGGCGCCUCGGUUAUGGAAUCAAAGGACGGGAUCAUCAAGAUAAAGAACAAAUCGCAGUCGGAACAACCAGCCACUUGUCCCAUUUGCCAAGCAGUAAUUCGUCAAUCUCGCAACUUGCGUCGUCAUUUGGAGUUGAGGCAUUUCAAGAAACCUGGAGUAAAGAAAGAACGCGUCAAGAAGAACAAAGGCAAUGCAAACGGACAGGCAAACACUAGCGGCACAAACGGCAACGGAGCAGGAAACACCUCGGUUGAUCAGCAGCAGCAACAGGCACACGCCCAACAGCAAGCUCAACAACAGACAGCCAUCGAAACGGCAGGAACGAUAUCGGUUACGGUUUCCCAGGCACAGGCACAACAGCUCGAACAGGCAGCGGCAAACGGACAGCAGCAUGUGGUUACGCAACAUGAGAACGCCGAUGGAACCACUUCGCUUUCAAUUGCUCAGGUACAGACGUUGGAUGGACACCAGCUGGCAAUCGGAAACUUGAAUCAGGCAACUCUUAUCCGCACCGGUGAAUCGAUUGAAGCAGGAAUCAUCGCUACGCACGAGCCCACAUUGCGCCCGCAUACCGAGCUGUUCCGCGUUGGCAAUACCGUCUACACGAUAGAGGAACGUCGACCGGAUCAGCCGAAUCGUUUGACUUAGAACGAUGACGAUGACGUCGACAACGGGGGCGACGUGUACGAAAUAGUUGAGGGAGUCGAUUACGAUUGCAUCAUCGAUAGUGGCGUGGACGUGGAAAUCGAGGAGGAGACUGGCGAGGGUAUCGUGGUAGAAGACGAAGAGGAGGUUGUAAUGGAGCCCGGCGGGGCCGGAACCGGGGGGAUCGUUGAUUCCACCGGCGGGGUGAUUAUCGAUACCACUAACGAUGAUGAGAACGAUGAGAACAGAGUUGAUGGGCAGCAGCGCCAUCAGGUCGGAACGCAAACAGGAGAAACCACCAUUGUUACCGUCACUACUGCCGGUGGAGUAGUAGCAGCGGCAUCUGGCGGUAGCGUUACCGUCAACAAUAAUCGUAAUACGAUUAACCGAAACAGCACUAAUACUAGAGGAAGCAGCAACCCCGCCGACGGUGAUUUGGCAUCGUCCUACAAGCACUUUUUUAUUCUCUAAUUUGGUAAGUUCUCCAUACAAAAAAGCAGCAGUAGAGAGACAACGGUUCUCGAAUCGUGCGUUUUUAUUUUUUUACAAAAGUGAAAAUCUUUUGUGUUAAAUUGUGAAAUAGUGAACGAAAGAUUAUUAUUUAUAUAUCGAUUUAGUUCUGUGCGGAGCGGUGUUUGUUUACGAACAAAUAUUAUAUCACUCAGUCACAGAGCAACAUCAAACAAAACGAAAUGAUUGUUAAGGAUGAGUGGAUCUUGUUUUAGUAAAAUUUUAGCGAAUCGCCGAAGGAUUAAAGUUGUUCAAUUUCACACUACUAAAGUUAGGUUUGCACUAUUAUGAUUAUUUAAAGAAAGAAGAGUAAUGAGAAUGAUUCAUAUUUCGUACAUAUAAAUUUUAUCGCUUUGUACAUAGCUACUGCUUAUUGGACAAGAAGUAAUAAUUAUAAAUAUUGAUAACAUUAAACAAAAACAAACGAAGAUCAGGCACUCCGAGCAUCAUCUUACACACAUACGAAUCAAAAUGAUAUGAAAUUCUCGCUGCUAGCAAUUUUGUAAAGACGAAUAAUUCAUUUUCAAUGAUAGAGGUAAACAUGCUACAACAUUUGAGAUUUUACCUAUUAGGUUGAUUGUAUCACGCUGUCACAUUUUUCUCAUCUCUCGACUUUUAAUUUACUGCAGUACAUCGGUGUACUUUUACAAAUAAUUGAGAGAACUUUCAGAGAACAAUUUCACCGACCAAUUCCAAACAUGAAAUGUCUAUGAAUGAAAUAGUUUAAUAAAUUAUUGUACAUGCUUCCUUUUUUUAAUUUUUUUCAAGCAAAAUCACUGGCAAUAAUUGCAAUUGGUAAUUAGAGUCGACGUAAAUUUGGAAAAUUAAUUACAGUUUUUUCUGGUCUAUCAAGUGCAAUUUCCAAACAAAGUAGAAAAGUGGAAGUAUAUACUUUUUCGACACACAAUUCCUUGCCCACCUGUAGCCGAUGUCUUCAAAGUUUAAUUGAAUCCUCUUAAUUUUACACCCAAUUUAAAACAAUGUUCUUCACAACCUUAUGUCGAAGAUUGUGUAUAUUUUGGCAUUUAUCUACCCUCUGCAUGUAUCUAGAACUUGAAGAUGUUGCUAGCUGAUCCUGUUUUCACGACGAAACACGAGAUACAUAAAAUAAAACAAAUAUCAGUUUCAAAAUAAAUUAGAACUGCGUGUGUGUUGUGAUUGCGUCUUAAUAGUUUAUAAGUGAAACUAAUUGAAAAAAAAAGAAGUGAAAAUGACCGUAACUAUAAAAUUUUAACACAUAAAAUAGAAAUAUCUAGCUGUUAGGCUUUUUUUUCUUUUUUAACAAACUCACCCUAGUAUAAUAAGUGACCCAAACAGAUUUAUUCCUCCCACUAAACAAGCAGACGUUGAAGUGAAGAAAAUACCGUAAAGCUCUACUUUUUACGAAGAGCGUGCAAUGGGAAUUGCUUGCUGGAGCAAACAAAAAACAUGAACGUGUAAUAAUUAAUCUUAAGUGCAAACAGUUAGCGAGUGGAUAUGAACACACAAAAAUACCAUUUCGGAUCCGAAAUUUGAACAAAAGUACAACAGAACCCAUACAGAACGUAACAAUUGAGAAGAAUCUUUUUUUUCGUACAUUUGAGCUACCUGUCGACAAAAGACGCAAAACAAAAUAGUAAAGCAAAACAACAAACAAGAUGUCGUAGUUGUGUAUUUAAACGAAUCAACUUUAUAACUAACUGUAACAUGUUAACGUGUGUGUUAGUAGUAAUUAGUACUUUUCUUAGUUCUCGACACAAUGGUGUGCAUUUACGACGAGAUCGUCCGAGAAACAGAUUUAGCGAACAUUUACCCACUUUCCUACUAUUGUAUUGUUCCCCAAAUCCGACAUAAACGCCUCACUCACACUUUUGCUACUAUAUCAGGUAGAUUUAUUCAACACCCUUAAGCAGCCAUUUUCACGAUAAAACAAAACGUGUAUCACAUAUAUUUGUUAAGUUGUAUCAAGUUUCAUCAUCUGGCUUCAUCGUAGAGAAGGAAAGUAAAUUACCCAUUGAAAACCGGAUGCGCUCCCACAUGUGUAUAGGUAGGACUUUAGAACUGUGCAUCUCACAUUUUAAUUAAUAGUUCGUAAAUUAUUAUCAAUUUGCUGUAAACAAAAUAUGGAUAUAACUUAAACUAUUCAGAUAUAAAUCAACCAUGAUAGCGCAGUACUUUCCGCAGCUGCAAAGUAAGAAGUCCUCCGCACGACUGGGUUGCGAAUGCGAACCUUCGCCAGAACUUUGCGUAAGCGGUUGGACGAAAACGUUAGAAUUCGACACCAUAAAACUUACACCAAGUGGUAACUCGCUUCAAGAAUCGAGAGGCAAAGAAUAUCUAAAUUUAGAUGUGUGUACAUACAGAGACAAAUAAAGUGAAAACCCAUGUAAAAUUA